AUUGGCUGCGCCGGCUGUCAGUCUCGCCAGAGCUGGCUCCGCCCAGCGCUUCUCGCCGGGCUUGUUACAAUGUCUCAGUAGUUGCGCUGCCAGCGGCGGAAACGGCCACGGAAAGCUGCAGGGAGAGCCGAGGCGCAACGGUACCGAAAGCAGAAUCCCUCCCCAGGGAUGUGGCACCGAGUGAUGGGGGAAGGUGAGCUGCCCCCCCGGGAACCCUAAUCUCCUCUCCGGCUGGCGCCCCCCCCCCCCCCCGCCUGCAGGCACCAUGUCCGCCAAGGAGAAUCCGUGCAAGAAGUUCCAGGCCAAUAUCUUCAAUAAGAGCAAAUGUCAGAACUGCUUCAAGCCCCGGGAAUCGCACCUCCUGUCCGACGAGGACCUCAACCAGGCGAAGCCCAUUUACGGAGGAUGGCUGCUGCUGGCUCCAGAGGGGACGGACUUUGACAAUCCGAUGCAUAGAACACGGAAAUGGCAGAGAAGGUUCUUCAUCCUGUACGAACAUGGGCUGCUGAGAUACGCACUGGAUGAGAUGCCUACCACGCUUCCCCAGGGGACAAUAAACAUGAACCAGUGCACCGAUGUCAUCGACGGGGAGAACCGCACCGGGCAGAAGUUCUCGCUUUGCAUCCUCACCCCAGAGGAACAUUUCAUCCGGGCCGAGAACAAAGAAAUUAUCAAUGGGUGGCUCGAGAUGCUCAUUGUUUAUCCGAAGACCAACAAGCAAAAUCAGAAGAAGAAGAGGAAAGUGGAGCCUCCCACCCCACAGGAGCCCGGACCAGCCAAGAUGGCAGUGACCAGCAGCGGAAUCCCUGGUGCAGAGAAAGUUCCAGCCACCAAAUCCACACUGUGGCAGGAGGAAAUUAAAAGUAAAGAGGCUCAGGAAAACAGCACUAGCCCCCUUCAGAGCCCGGUGCAGAUGCCAUCCUCCCCUACUGAGCCCAUGGCAGACAGUAAACCAGAUGGAGGUCUCGUGAACGGCGAUCGCACAGAUGGCGGCCGUAAGACUCGUGUGGAAAGCGGCUAUUUUUCAUUGGAGAAGAUGAAAGACUUGAAGACAGAGGAACAGCCUCCGCAAACGCCUCCUUCGCCCUCCACGCCCGACGCUCCCAGCAGGCGCUCUCUGGUUAUUGAGAAGUUUGAAGCUCUGGACAUUGAGAAAGCAGAGCAGAUGGAGACCAGCAGUUCCACCAAGCCGACCAGUGAGGCCCGACAGGGGCGCAGCGAGAAACGUACCUUCCCCAGGAAGCGGGAUGAGUCAGGGGUCAGUUCUAUGUCGGAUGUUUCAGCCUCGCCGAUGUCCCCGUAUCGCAGAGCAAAAUCACUAGACCGCAGAUCUACAGAGUCAUCCAUGACGCCUGACCUGCUGAACUUCAAGAAGGGCUGGCUAACCAAGCAAUGUCAGGAUGGGCAGUGGAAGAAGCACUGGUUUGUGCUGACGGAUCAGACCCUGAGGUUUUACAGGGAUUCCGUGGCAGAGGAGGCUGCUGACUUGGACGGAGAGAUCGAUCUGUCGACUUGCUACGAUGUUACGGAAUACCCGGUCCAGCGAAACUAUGGCUUCCAGAUCCAUACUAAAGAAGGGGAAUUCACCCUAUCUGCCAUGACCUCGGGCAUCCGGCGGAAUUGGAUUCAGACUAUCAUGAAGCACGUGCGGCCCAACACAGCUCCUGAUGUUACAAGCUCUUUGCCAGAGGAGAAGAAUAAAACCUCAUCCUCUUUCAGCUCCCCGCAGAGUGACAAGAAGGAAUCGGAACAUCCAGAGGCAGAGGUGGAGCAAAAGCGGAGCCGGGCUCGGGAACGUAGGAGGGAAGGGCGUUCUAAAACAUUCGACUGGGCCGAGUUCCGCCCCAUCCAGCAGGCAAUGGCUCAAGAAAGGGCGCAGGCUGAAGCCUUGAAAUCCAUAUCCAGCUAUGACACCACAGACUCCAAGAAUGAUCUAGAGGAACUGGAAAGGGAAAGGGCCCGUCGAAGGGAGGAGCGCAGGAAGAGGUUCGAGAGCUCAGACUCCGUGGAGGAGCCAACUGUGGAAGACGCUUCCCACAUGGAGGUUGAAAACAUGGACAUUAGGCCAAAUGUUCAGGUUGAGAUUGAGCAAAGAUGGCAGCAAGUAGAGACCACUCCACUGAGGGAGGAGAAGCAGAUCCCUAUAGCUCCUCUCCCUCUGCCCAGCCCUCCUCUAAAGCACCCGUCAGAAGAUAUCUCUGCCCUUCUGCAAAAACAGCUGGAGCAUAGUCAGAAGGAGGUGUCGGAUCUCCUGGAGGAGAACCUUGCUUUGCAGCAGCGACUGAAAGAAGCAUUGGAACAACAGCAUAACGCAAGGGAUGGAUAUGUGUUACAGAACGAAUUGGCAGAUCCGACUCCUGACGCAUGGCAGAGGCUUCAUAAGGUGAACGAGGACCUUCAAAAUGAACUGGAGUCCCAAUGCAAACGUCAGGAACUCCUGAGUCAACAAAUUCAGGCCAUCAAACACAGCUACGGAGAAGCCAAAGACUCCAUCCGACACCAGGAGUCUGAGAUGUUAAGCUUUCAAGCGCGUCUUAAUAGCGCAUAUGCUGAGCUCGCAAUAAAGGAGCAAGCUCUUGCAAAAUUCAAGGGAGACUUGAAGAUGGAAAAGGACAAAACCAAGGAAAUGCUGGAAGAAUGGCAAGUAAAUGAGGCGGCACUGAGUGCCCAGCUUAAGGCUAGUCAACAAAAGUUAAAAGAAGCGGAGUCUUUGCUUUUAGAAAAGAGCCAGCAACUGCGGGAACUGGAAAUGCAGCAAGCUCUGCAAAGGGACCAUCAAAAGGAGAUGCAGAGGUUGCAGGAGAAGCUUGCCAACAUGAGGAGUCAGCUAGAUGCCAGCGAGCAAGCUCGAAUCCUGACAGAGGAGAGACUGAAGAUGAAUUAUGAAGACCUCCUUGGAAGCUAUGAGAAGGAAAAGCAUGUUUUAUUGCAUAACCUGAAAGAAACAGAGGAUAAACUGGAAGAGUAUGAAGAUAAGCUACAAGAGAACGAUCAACUGAUGGAGAUUCUUCAGAAAGAGAAGCUAAGUGCAAGUACAGAAACCAGCAUCAUAGUCCAUCACCUUGAAAAGCAACUCUCAGAACAUAUAUCCAAGAUUCAGAAGCUGGAAGAACACAUCAAAGAGCUGGAACAAGAUAGGGACAGGCUGAGUUCAUCCUGCCAAGAAAUGACAAACCAGAUUGGGUUGUCGGGCCAUGAGAAUGCUAGUCUGCAGGAAAGGCUUAACAUGCAAGAGGCAGAGUAUCACCAGCUUAGGAGCUCCCUGGAGAAGGCUUCUGAGGAGCUUCUCAAGGUAAAGGAGGCUCUGACAGAAAAGGAAGAGGAAUUAAGGCUGUCUUCAGAGACCCACAGAAGGAUUGUGGACAAGAAGGACCAGGACAUUAACGAGGCCAUCAUUAAGAUGUCUGCUUUAGGCAGCAGUCUGGAAGACACAGAGGCAAAGCUUAAAGUCAAAGAAGAGACUCUAAAAAGGUUCUGCAAUUUUGACGUUGUAGCACAGGUUAAGGACUUUGAAGGAAUGCAUCUUCAACUUGAGGCUGCAAAAAAGCGGAUCACCGAGUUGGAGCAGAGUUUAGUGGUUCACAGAGGCAAUGCUGUGUGUGAAAUGUUAGAUAGGGACAGCUUCAUAGAUGAUAGUCAGAGACAGACUGAUGCCCAUUCUCCUUUGUAUAGUACGGACACGAGCAUGGCGGAGAUUGUGCAGGACUCUGCAUCCAAGAGACAAAGGAUACGUUUUUCCAGCAUACAGUGCCAGAAGUACGCCCAUAGUGAUGGAUCUGAAAAGACAUGGGCGAGUAGCUCUUCUUCCGAAACGAGCCAGGACCAAGUUAUCAGCGAUGAUUGUUUAACUUCAGAAGCCACAGCUCCGUAUCAGCCCUCAGCAGAAGCUGAUGUGGAUACAUACCUUUCCAUUAUCCGCUCCUUGGAAACCAAACUCUAUGAGACAGAGGAGAAGCUAAAAUAUGUCACCCUAAAAUUGCAGGAUGAGAGAAGCUGCAUUCAGGCCCAACACACUCAUUCAAGUGCCGAGGGCCAUCUGGAAGAGCAGAUUUCAAGUAGUAGUACUCGAGACAUCUCACUGGAAGAAGAACAAACAAAGCUUGAGCGAUCAAGGAGCCUCUCACAGGGUAUCGCUAAAGAGGUUUUUAGCAGUUUAGAGUCAUGUCGAACAAUGCUCAGAGAUCUUCUUAAUCAUAAAGAUGAUGCCCAGCUAUUUUAUUCCACUUUGUCUGGCAUUGAAGAUGCUUUAACCCGUUCUCUUAGCUCUUUACAACAAGCUCCUAUGGACCAGGUGUCUGGAGAAUGCUCUACUAUGCAAUGUAUGGACAGGAAUAUGACUACGGAAAGCCAGCAUCCUGCCUGUGAAGGCUCAGCACAGUUUCUUUCAGAAAGAUUAGAUUUUGAGGCUAAAAUGAUGAAUGGGUUAGCAGAGUCUCUAAAAUCAACAAACCCUGAGGCCAUGCUGGACAAUAAGCAGAGCGAAGAGGCCUGUAGAAAUGUGUCUCUUGUGCAAAUAUGGGCAGAGAGACUUCAGCUAGAAAGGGGCUUUUGGAACAGGGUUGAGAGUCUCAGAACAGAUAUUGUGAGGAACUCAGGAGAGCUAGGGAAUGAUUGCGACAAAAAUCUCCAUUCAUGUACGUGUCCCAGCCAGGCACCGACUGAUGAAGCUCUAAACAGAACAGAGCUUAGUCGUGUAACUCACAAGAUGGAGUCUUAUCUUCAUCACGUGAAACGUUUGGGACUUCAGAAGUCCCAAGCUGCUCUUGGAGAGAGGCCUAUAAUGGGUGGGGUCAUGUCUUCUUAUGUUUCUUUAGACCUUGAACAAGUUGAGCAACACUCUCCAAAGCCACAAGGAUCAAAUACGUCUUCUACCUAUCCUUCCAUCUCUUUCCAGGAACUGCUCUGCCACCAGUUAAGGGAAUAUGCAGUCCUUUUAAACUCUCUUUCCUACUCCUUAAAAUCUAAGUCACAGGAUGACCUGGAAGAGGUUCAGAGGCUCUUGGACAUUUCCCAGCAACUCUCUUGUUGCGAUAGAUCAUUUAGUCUUUCCAGCUUUGCCACUGGCCUGGUUCGAGAAGCUGUGCUGCAGUCUCAGCUGCAGUAUGUGGCCUUUAACACCCAGACCGGAAGUGAGCAGGAGGGCCAAAGGAAAAGAGAGGCUUUGUUCCGUGCUCACUCCGAGACUCUAAAUAGGCUUCAUCAGGAGUACCAGUUAAUGCUCCAAGACAAGCAGGCGGAGCUUGUUCAGAGAGACAGGGCGGUGAGCGAAUCUGUUGCGCUUGCAAAUAGGCAAAUCAAGGAAGCAGAGACUGGAUACAGAGAGGGAUUGGCCCAGCUAGAUAUAAGUUAUAAAAGGGAUAUAGAGAGUUUAACCAAGAAAUGGACAGAAAGUGAGAGAGUUCUUCUGGCAGAGAAAGUGGAGGCCAUCAGUAAGCUGGAAGCUUCAGAGCAGGAGAGGAUGGAUCUAGAAAGCUGCUACUUGGAAAAGUUAAGAAACCUGGAGGCAAAGUUUCAGGAGCAGAUUGGGGAUCUCCGGGAUCUCCAUAACCAUGAAAUUCAUGUUCUGGAGGACAGAUAUUUGCAGAGGGUACGGCAGCUAGAGGAAACUCUCAACAACUACCAGAAGGAACCCCAGGAGAUGCCUUCACCUCGGGAGGGGAACCUAAGCCAAGGGAGCACAGCCGACAUGGACACCACACUUGUUCUGAGGGAGCGGAUCCUUGAGCUGGAGGCCGAGAUGGACCUCAUGAGAGAACAGAUGGACCAGAAACAACUGGAAGCAAACAUAUCCUCCCUGAAGGAGAAAUACCAGGCCGACUUUGAGAAGCUAAAGGCGACGUGCGAGCGGGGCUUUGCCGCCAUGGAGGAGACUCAUCAGAAGAAGAUCGAAGAGCUACAGCGCCAGCACCAGCGCGAACUGGAGAAACUGCGGGACGAGAAGGACAGACUGCUGGCUGAGGAGACUGCCGCCACCAUCUCAGCCAUCGAAGCGAUGAAAAAUGCUCACCGAGAGGAGCUGGAGAGAGAACUGGAGAAGUCUCAUCGCUCGCAGAUCAGCAGCAUCAACGCAGACGUGGAGUCUUUGCGCAGGCAGUACCUAGAGGAGUUACAGUCAAUCCAGAGGGAACUGGAGGUCCUUUCGGAGCAGUACUCCCAGAAAUGCCUGGAGAACGCCCAUCUGGCCCAGGCUCUGGAAGCAGAACGCCAGGCCCUGCGGCAGUGUCAGCGGGAGAACCAAGAGCUCAACGCACAUAACCAGGAACUGAAUAAUCGCCUGGCCUCUGAGAUCACACGGCUACGGACACUGCUAAUGGGGGACGGAGAUGGAGGGGACGUAUCGCCUCUCACCCAAGGGAAGGAUGCCUAUGAGCUGGAGGUCCUUCUCCGAGUAAAAGAGUCGGAAAUACAGUACCAGAAACAGGAGAUCAGUUCCUUGAAAGAUGAGCUGCAGACUGCACUGAGGGAUAAGAAAUACGCCAGUAAUAAGUACAAGGACAUCUACACGGAGCUCAGCAACGUGAAAGCCAAGGCCGAGUGCGACAUCAGUCGACUGAAGGAACAGCUCAAGUCAGCCACAGAGCUACUGGGUGACAAGUCGCCUGAGAACACGGCGGUGCCUGGAUACGAUAUUAUGAAAUCAAAAAGCAAUCCAGAUUUCCUGAAGAACGACAGGUCCAGCAUAAACAGACAGUUGCGGAACAUCAGGUCCAAGUGGGCCAAUCCAUAUUAUAGACCAUAAUUCCAUGUGCUGGUCGUUGGCCGCCUCGCUAAGCCUGAAGGAGGGGCUGACCGUCCAGGAGCGUCUCAAAAUAUUCGAAUCCCAGAACUAUAAGAAAAACUAAUCACCCCCCCUGCCUAUCCCGCUGUGCACCCCCAGGACUCAGAUUAAGGCACAGUUUGAGCCCUCAUCCGGCAUGGGGACGCCGCAGUGCAGCUCUCUGCAUGUUAGAUGGGUUGGAUAUGCGCAGAUUCUUCUCAUGUUGCAAUGUUUCCCUCCUCGCCCCCCACUCUUUCCCACCUCCGAGUCUUUUCCCCUCCACCCUUGGCCUUCGGAGCAGCUGAGGGCCGGGCACUUACUUGCCACCUCUGCUUUAAAUCCCAUUCAGCGAUAUCAGUAUUAAGGCAUAGCUGCCGAUCAAUAAGCUAACGACCGCGCAAACAUCGGAGGUCUGGGGGUGGCGUCUUACCUGGGAUGUCUGGCGUUGGCACGUCCCCUCACACCGCAAGGGAUGGGCUGGACCACAGACAGGCCAAUGUGACAGGACAAUACACUAAUCCUCCAUAGUUGUGAAGGGAGCCAUUGGUCUCUGGGCAAACCUCUCCAAACAAAUUAGUGUAUGAUAUGUGUAUAUUUAUGUAAAUGUUUGUGUUAUAUACGCAGAGGCAUUUAGAAACUACUAGGUUAUUAAAUAGGGAAAGAUGAGGUUGAUGCUCUAAAGCCUCACACAGGUCCUAGGUGGGACCCACCAAGAGCCAACCUCAUCUUCUGGAGAUACGACCAAGUGUGCCCUUCCUCCUCCCGAGUCCUUGUUAAGGUUCUGCCAUGGUCUACUAUGAGCAUUCGGGGUCAACUCAACUGAGCUGGGGAACCCACAGUUUGUUUCUAGAGCGGUGGCAGCCUCCCAGGAGAACCCUGAGAACCUGUAGCUCAACAACAUCUGCCUAUUCCAGAGGAACCACAGAACUUUGGUGGCCAUAUCUGCUUAUGCCCCCUAUUGGCGUUUUAGGUUUUGGGUUGAGGACUUUGUUGGUUGCAACCAACUGGCCAAUAGCUAGAGACUUGUGGUCUAGAUGAUGGCUCUGGUGGAGGUUUCACAGCCAUUUGUUAGUGGUGGAGUCGGGAUGUGAGCCUGGGCUGCCGUUACAGGGCUGUGGGAUGCUGGGAAAUACGGUUUCCAGUCACACUGCCCUUUUGGUACCCAGUGAAAGUCGUGGUAUGUGAUGUGUUAAUAGAAAGUGGGUUUUUGUGAUGUCACUGUCUUUGAUGACAGAUUGGGGGGAACCUAUUAUUUUGUUUUGUUGCAUGUGCGGGUUUUGUAUUGGGCAAAUUAAAGCCAAAGAAUGUGCUUGAUGGUCAGCGUUGGGCUGCAGAGAGAUGGGGGGUGCAGGGUACGCCUGGAACGCAGUCCCCCCACUCACGCCGGCAUGUAAGGCGUACGCUUAGCGGUGAGGGGGGGAAAUGGACGUCUCUGUCCUUGUGGAAAAGGAACAGAGCCCAUUGCUCAGAUUAUUGAACUGUCAGCUGCUUUGCCAGGCCGCUGGCUGGGUAAAACUGCACCGCACCCAAUUCUCUCUGCACGGUAUUGUGGGUAAUGGGAGGUGCAUGCUGGGAGAAGCAUGUGGAUGGAUGUGAAUGUGAAAAAAGAUGAGGCGCAGGAAGUGAAAGAUGCAGUCGCAAGAGUUGGGGUGGCUAAAUGUCACCCGCGUUGAACAUCAACCCCUCCUUGAUGGCCAAGAGCAGGGCGGCAGUUUGAGAAAACAACAUUAAAAAGGGUCUUGGGGUUGUUUAAGGGAUUAAUUGCGGGACUUUCAGUGCAGCUGCAGAGCGCUGAGACUCUGGCCAAUUAUUCAGCCCCUUCUGCUGUCCCUUCCCUUAGCCGCCUUGCAAAUGGCUUCACUUCAAAUGAACGGUGCUUGGGAGGCACCGACAGCUCCAUGUGUUGGCUAAAUGCCAGCGUUCUUAGAAGCCCAUUUGAUAAAUUACGUUUUAGUUGGGAAAUACGGCCCCUCCCCGUCUCCAAAGCAUUGAAUCUCGAUACCCACAUCGUACUCGCAAAACGGCUAAGGUGGCAUUUUGUUGGGUUUGGAUAAGAUGACCUAUUUUCUGGAGGUGGUUGUGCCUGGGAAACGAGUAUCCACUGGGGGAAGAGAAGGCAACUGAUCUGCUCGGAGUCGCCAUUUUGUAGGCCUGUAAUAAACGGUAAUGGGCGGCCACCCGUUACAUUCACACAGGCGCCAUAUCUGUGCUUCCUCAGAUGCUGUUGAACCUACCCCUUCCUUUAGCUCUGAGGAUGCUGCCACGCCCACAAGCCUACCCAAUCAGCAGAUGUAGCCCUCUGGCUACAGAGCCACAGCUCCCAGCAUGCUCAGCGUAGAUCAGGGCACCAACAUUUUCACAAGAACCUUGGAGCUCAUCUGAAGCUCCGCCCCCCCACCCAACGUUUAUUUCCAGCCAUCGACUUCCUCCCGAAGCGUCAGCACACAUGAGAUAUAUUUAUUUCCCGGCGAGCGCCAUUACGUCCUGUCACGUGCAAAUGUGUAUAUGAUCGCUGUGUAGUUAGACGUCUCCAUUUGUGGUCCAUACCAUUCCCUUGCGGAGGGGGGGGAUGUCCCACUUCCAGACCCUGAGGGACAGUUUGCGCCUCCGUGAUGAGUUGUCUCUUUUAACCGCCAGAUAAUUUAAAGCCUGUAUAGUAUUCAGAACACACUCUGUAAAUAUUUCUAAUUCCAGAGGUUUUUUUUUUUGUUUUUAAUCUUUUUUUUUCCUGUAAAGCAGAUGUUUCCCCCCCCCCCUUACAGCUUGUGGGUUGAGUGUAACGUUUCAGAGCUCAGUGGCCCCUGUAAGUGUCCUCGUUUCUUUUUUUACCUUCCUGAAUGUGAAUCCUGCAUUUUUUAGGCUCCUGUGUAAUAUAUAUUCCCCGCGUUGUACAGCCAGAAUUCCCCGGCCCUAGGGGGCGCUGCUGCCUACGGGUGGGAUUCCCUUGCCAGUCCGCUGACCCCGACGCCGGCACUUUGCCCGGCUAAUUUUAUUGUGUAAAUAUUAUUUUUUCCCUUUGGGGUUUUCCUCCCAAAGCUUUUCGGCAUGUCAGUCUGCUCAUCCCUCGCGCCGGUGCGGAUGGAAGGGUUCCAGCGGAUUCAGCCAAUGAGCUGUCUCCAGGGGAUCCAAGACUAAUUCAAGGAUCUGUGACUUUUGUUUUUUUUUUUUUUUAGAAACACUACAUAAGAAUAGUUUGCAGUGCUGGACAUGUGGUUGGACCCAUGAGAGAGUGUAAGGAUCAACUCGUAGCCUUGAGCGACAGUUCCCAGAAUCCUCGGAGCCAUAGGGGGGGUCGUUGACUUUGACGACCUUGGUGUAGGCUAACGAGGGAUGGUUUAAUUCCAUUGACACUAUGGCUUUGUAGCACUUAGAUAUGAUUCAACCCUUUACACGUGCUCCCCUGUAUAACGGCGCUCACUGGACAGCCACGGAAAUACUCAGGCUUGUCUUGAAAUAUGUACCGAACCCCAAAUAGGCCACGACACAAGGACGGACUUGAUCCUUCUUUGGUAUUUGACUUCAGGGAGGCUUUAUAGAUGUCUAGGCCCUUCCAGAGCUGUCUUUGUGAGGGGCAGGGGCAACCAGUAUGGGCCCACCUCAUCCUAUGGGGGGGGGGGUGCUGCAGAGUUUCGAGAAAGAAAAGAACAAGAUGGCGGCAGUGAUGCUCUUCAUUGAAGAACAGGCACUCUAGCAGCCCACGAAUAGGCCUUCAGAAGUGAUAAAAAUGACAGCUGCCUUACAUGUUUCGUGCCUAAACGGUACUUAAUCGUAGCCCAUUUAUUUCUUACUCGUUGGAUAGUAAUGGAUUUGUACUCGUAGUUCAGCCGGAGAGACGCCAGUUGCCCCAGCCGGCACUAAGAACAGCUCUGGACCCUUGGCCUCCACAGGAUUAAAUCGGUCUAGAUGUGCGAUUAUCUUUUAAUACAUAAAUAUAUAUAUUUCCUUAUUGGUUUUUUUUUUUACCUUUGCACCCGUCCUGCCAGUAGUGGCUCUUCAGCGCUAGAGGGGAACCAUUAACUUGGGGAGCAAACCAUAGAUUUGUCCCCUCUAGCCCCUCAAGCAGCAAAAUGGGUUCAACUUAGUUUGUUGAUAAUUUUCUUCUCUCUCUCUCAGUACAGAUAUUUAGUAUGAAUGGUUUCCCCCCUCCCCUUUUAUUUGUGGUGAUAUUUUUAAGUCCUCGAUUGCCUGUUCACUGCAGUUCACUUUGGUCACGUUAUCUUCUCCUCGCCCCCCUCCCCCGCCCCGCUGGAUGUGUGUGACUUGCUAGUUUCCUGUGGAUGUAGCUGAUCAUUUUUAUUUUGUAAAUAUAAUUACUUAACUUUACAUAAACUAUAUCGUAAUAAACUAUUUUUGCACCACCCUUC
Xenopus tropicalis (tropical clawed frog) is the source of this 11121-nucleotide messenger RNA. RefSeq names its product myosin phosphatase Rho interacting protein (gene mprip). The transcript has 25 exons. Gene Ontology annotation, cellular component: actin cytoskeleton; cytoskeleton. The coding region runs from base 266 to 6739 and encodes 2157 amino acids. The record is from RefSeq and is a predicted model, not a curated record. NCBI's taxonomy places the organism in Eukaryota, Metazoa, Chordata, Amphibia, Anura, Pipidae.